AUGCCUAAGCGACUGCCUCGCAACGCAGCACCAAUACCUUUUCCUUCUUCAGGUCGCUCCCACACCUACCUCUCCACUUCACCAGCCUCAUUCACGUCCGAUCAAUACCCAUCGCUUGGCCAAUGGUCCGAUCAGGUUGACAUUCCAACGCGUUCUCCUUCUUCCUACAGCGAGAUAGAGGUCGUCCUUGAUGAUGGCACCCUCCAAAAACGCACUGUGUCAUUAUCCACUGUACCUGAGCCCCUUUCUCCGACGCAUGAAGAUUUCAACGCCAACGAUUAUUCUGCAGAUGAAAUGGUAUCACAGCAACAGCACCAGUCGACAUCAUUCAAAAACCCAAAGGAUCAAUCAAGUGAGACAACGCCAUUGUUGCAGGGCAGUAGUGCUGGUGAAACAACCUACAAUGCUGUUUCAGAAUCAAGCGCAUCAACCACCGAGAGCGAUUCCGACACGCCAUUUUUCCCUGCUACAUCCAAAAAGAGCCACAAGCAUCAACAACAUCAUUACAACCCUCUACCCGAUAAGCCAUCCAUAUGGAAAAGAGCAAAGGAUACCAUCACUCAUUGGGAACUCACCACUGCACAACGACAAGUACUGAAAUGCAGCUUUGCUUAUUUCUUGGGAUCUCUUUUUACCUUUGUACCUAUGCUCAAUGCCCUGAUUGGGAACAAUCGUGUAUCAAGCCACCUGGUUGCCACGGCUACUGUAUUUUUCAACCCUGCAAAAUCACUUGGGGGCAUGGUCGAGGCUGCUGCUUAUGGAUGGGGCUAUACCCUUUCUGCCACAGCCGUUUGUUUGGGUUCCAUGGUGACAACAGAUUUCUUCAUUGAUCACGGAUAUGACGUUGUUGCUCACACGUUAUCGCUCUUGCUUUGGCUCGCUGGUCCAACCGCCGUGAUUGCAUUCUUCAAAGCACAUUGGAAUAAACCACCCGUGGCCACAGCAUCGAGUCUUUGCUUUAUCAUCAUCUUCAUCAUUGUCGUAAGGGAAGGAUCAGCAAAUCGUGGCGAUUUUGAUACGACAAGGAUCGAACAGAUUGUAUCAGCCGUGGCUACAGGGACCGUGAUUACAGUUUCAUGUUGCAUCAUCUUUUGGCCUUAUUCGGCAGCAAAGAAAUUAAACAAGGACCUUGAAGCAACGUUAUCAUCGUACCAGGUGCUCUUGAAACUCUUAACCAAAACCUUUCUCCUUGACGACGACCUCCCUGAAUUCAAAGCAAACAAAACCCUACAAACGGCUAUCGAUUCACACCGUGCAAGUUUUACAUCAUUGCAAAAGUCGCUUUCAGACGCAAAGUUGGAAGUCAUGUGGAAUCGCCAAAUUCGUGGUCGUGUCGGGGAAUACGAGGAUAUUGUCAAAAGCAUGCAACGUUUGGCACAACAUGUUGCUGGUCUUCGUAGCAGCUGUGGUAUCCAAUUUGAACGAAUGUGCAACGAGUUACAAGGUUCCUGGAAGGGGCUUAAAAAGGCAAAGAAGUCAAAGAAAAAAUCCAGCAAUGGCGGUUUGCAAGAGACCUGGAGUAUUCGUGCUGGCUAUCGACGUAGACUUCUUGAAAAUGAGAUGCGACGACAAAAGAAUAUCGAGUUGGAUGCUGCUGCUGCUGAAAGCACCGAGACAGCCGUGGCUGGAGCUGCAGACAUGAAGCGCACGCAUAGCCAUGCAUCCUCUGAUCAUCUCAACGAUAGCGAGCUGGAGACUGAAAGCACCGCACUCCUUGAUUUUAUUCGCACAAUCAGACAGCCGCUAAAGUCACUCGCAUACACGUGCAAACAGACAUUGUAUCAUUUACGGCGUGAUUUCACCACCACACCUAUAAGCAAAAAAUCUUCACCCUCUUAUCAGACCUUGGCAACCAAUCUUGAAAAAGCAAUCGCCUUGUUUGAAAUGUCACAGCUACAAGCGGUUCAAAAGACAUAUCAACAACGUCUCCAAAAACGAUGCAAGGAUGGAAGUAUUGAUAUGCCAGGAGAGGAUCUUUAUUUGGUGUACUUUUUCGUUUUCAACAUGAUUGAAUUUGCUCGUGAGAUGAUCACCUUGGUGGAGUGUAUACGGCGUUGGUCUGAAGCUGAGGAGCGUGCAAGCAAGAUACAUUGGUGGCAAUUCAAGCUUUAUUCAGGCAAACGCUCUAACUCCAAGAAGGAUGUAUCCAUCGACAGCUUUGUCCCAAAUGACCGCAACAGUAGAAAUACAUUACAUACUCCGGAGCCAAAGACAGCAUGGCGAAGAUUCUUUUUAAGAACAUGGAGAACAUUAUCACUACUAAAACAGCAAAAGGUGCGAUACGCUACAAAAUGUUCGAUCGCAGCCACACUACUAGCAGCACCAGCAUUCAUGGAAAGUACAGCCGAAUGGUUUCGCGCUUGGAGAAUGGAAUGGGCUUUGAUUACUUUGAUGGUUGUGAUGACGCCUACCGUUGGUGGUACCAACUUAGUAUCAAUCUACCGUAUAUUGUCGACCGUACUUGGAUGUUUUGCUGCCAUGACGAUUUACAUGUUAUUCCCAAACAACAUGUAUGUGCUGCCAGUAUUGACGUGGCUCUUUUCAAUCCCGAACUUUUGGAUGAUCUUGCAUCACAAACAUGGCAAAUUCGGCCAAUUUACGUUACUCGCCUACAACUUGGUGGUGCUCAACAAGUAUAACGAUCGUGAUACGAACCAUGUUGAGGUAUGGUUGCUUGCUUUCCAACGCUGUGUCGCCAUUUUGGUGGGUGUCGUAUUUGGAUUGGUGGCGACUGUAUAUGUAUGGCCAUAUGAAGCACGUGUUGAGCUACGCAAAGGACUCUCUGAUUUCUUGUUGCGAAUGGCAAGGCUGUAUCAAAAGCUAGUAUCCGUUUACUCUGGACGAUCAUUAGCCACUUCAAUGGAAACUUCACUCAUGAUCAAGAACAACUGCCAUGGUGAUGGUGAUGGUGAUGAUCCUUCGACAUCACAACGUGCUGUUGCAAAACGUGCCUUUAUGGAUAUGGAGCUUGAUUUACAACGUACACUAUUGGAGCUUCAAGCAUUGUUGGCUCAAACACCCAAUGAACCACGUUUGAAGGGUGCUUUCCCGGUCGACACUUAUAAAUCCAUGCUCAACUCCUGCCAGAACAUUGUCGACAAAUUUUGCUCUAUGCGUACCGUUGUUUUCAAAGACGCUUGGUUUCAAGACGUUCAACGUGAUUUCAUCAUGCCUGUUAGCAAAGAGCGUCGUGAAAUGGUUGGCAACAUACUACUUUAUUUUUAUCUACUCGCAUCCGCUCUACGUUUGAAGACACCUUUACCGCCUUAUUUCCCACCAGCAAGAAAUGCAUGGCAAUCCUUGAUCAUUCAUCUUAAAGAGCUGCCUGGGACUCAAUCAAGAAUGGCCAUGUUGGAGAAAGAGCAUGUAUACGUAUUGUAUUCUUCUUACGUGAUCAUGAUGGAAGAUGUCAUACGCGAGCUUGAUAAGCUCGGAGAAUGCAUGACAAAGUUAUUUGGGGAGCUGAUCCCAACUUAUGAAUGGGAUAGUCUAUUUAUGGGGUUCGACGUUGAACAGCAGCAACAACCAACAUUAUCAUCUGCAAAGUAG
Lichtheimia ornata is the source of this 3549-nucleotide messenger RNA. RefSeq lists its product as uncharacterized. Bases 1 to 3549 code for a protein of 1182 amino acids. Lineage: Eukaryota; Fungi; Mucoromycota; Mucoromycetes; Mucorales; Lichtheimiaceae. The record is from RefSeq and is a predicted model, not a curated record. The transcript has 7 exons.